Micromonas commoda is the source of this 1350-nucleotide messenger RNA. RefSeq lists its product with no specific name. Gene Ontology annotation, biological process: microtubule anchoring at mitotic spindle pole body; mitotic sister chromatid segregation; protein localization to mitotic spindle pole body. The coding region runs from base 1 to 1347 and encodes 448 amino acids. NCBI's taxonomy places the organism in Eukaryota, Viridiplantae, Chlorophyta, Mamiellophyceae, Mamiellales, Mamiellaceae. The record is from RefSeq and is a predicted model, not a curated record. Gene Ontology annotation, cellular component: MWP complex; mitotic spindle; microtubule organizing center. The transcript is spliced from 2 exons. Gene Ontology annotation, molecular function: protein binding.
AUGUCCCUGGACUUCUCCGAGACGUACAAGCGCACCGGCCCGACGCCGGUCUUCUCCCCGGACGGCCGAUUCCUCGCCACCGCGGUGGAGUAUCGCCUGGUGAUCCGCGACGCGGAGACGCUCACGGUGUGCUCCAUAUCCUCGUGCCUGGACCGCAUACACAAGAUCGAGUGGCACCCCGACUCCGACCACGUCCUCUGCGCGUGCUACAAGCGCGGCGUCGUCCAGUGCUUCUCGGUGUCCGACGAGAAGUGGACCUGCCUCAUCGACGAGGGGCCCGCGGGAUGCAUCCACGCGCGGUGGUCGCCCAACGGCACGCACAUCCUCACCGUCGCCGAGUUCAACGUGCGGUGCGCCGUGUGGUCCCUCCUCGACAAGUCCUGCGUCUACCUCAGGCAGCCCAAGUACGCGGACGCGGGGAUAGACUUCUCCCCGAACGGCAAGUUCAUCCUCGUGUGCGAACGCAGAGAGUGCAAAGAUUUUAUCACCGUCGUCUCGUGCGCCACGUGGACCACCGCGGCCCGGUUCCAGGUGGCGACGACCGACCUGGCGGACGCCACGUGGUCACCCGACGGCACCGCCAUCGCCGUGUGGGACGCCCUAACCGAGCACUCGGUGUUCAUCUACCGACCCGACGGUACCAAACUGGCUUCGUACAAACCGAGCGACGGGGGGGCCGCCGCGGGGGUUCGAUGCGCCGCGUGGUGUCCUCGCGGCGGUUUACUCGCCACGGGUGCGCUCGACCAGCGCGUUCGGCUGUUCUCGCACGUCUCGUGGCGGAUGCUCGCGGAGCUGCCUCACCCGGACGCCGUCGUGUUCCCCACGACGGUGGCGGUGUACCGGGAGGUGGAGGAGGUGGACGGCGUGCUCGUCGACUCGCCCCAUCCCGGUUCGCCGCCGCAGCGCCGCGGGAGGGUCACCGCGAGGUACGUGGUGGAGCCCCUCCCCGCGUCCGUGCCCACGCGCCGGCCGCGGCUCACCGGUCGGUCGGCGAAUGCGGUCGGCGUGGGCGCCGUCGCGUUUAGCGGAGACGGGCGGUUCCUCGCGACGAAAAACGACUGCCAGCCCACGACGGUGUGGGUGUGGAGCGCGAUAUCGCUGGAGCUGUGCGCGUGUUUGCAGCAGCUGCGACCGGUGACGAGCUUCGGGUGGGAUCCCACCGCGCACAGGCUGGCGGUGGCGACCGGGGACAGCAGGGUGUACGUUUGGACGCCGGAGGGCGCGAGCUUCGUGGAGAUUCCGCUGCCGAACUUCGCGGCUGAGGAGGUGGCGUGGUCGCCCGCGGGCGGGGAGUUUGUGCUCGCGGACAGGGACACCUUCUGCUGCUCGUUCUUCGGCCAGGACUGAUGA